ACUACAGCAGAGACAGAGAGAGAGAGAGAGCGAGACAGAGACACGGAGAGAGAGAGAGACCGGACUGAGUGUGAGGACGGACACUGCUGAAAAGCGUUCGAGGACCGACCAUCACCGGAGUGCGUCUGCGUGUGUGUAUGUGCGCUGCACGUGUGUGUAUGUGUGUGUAUAUGCCCGCGAGUGUGUGUUGAGUCGCAGCAAUGUUGGAACACUCAUCCGAGCGAGGCUUUGUGCCCAGUGUGUGUGUGGACAGCAUGCGUUACCCUACCACCACCAACAACCCCGUCACCAUGAGGACCGCUGAGGAACUGCUGCUGAGUAACGGCACAGCUGGUAAGAUGAACGGGGCUCUGGAGCAUUCGGACCAGCCGGACCCGGAUGCCAUUAAGAUGUUUGUGGGUCAGAUUCCUCGCUCGUGGUCAGAGAAGGAGCUGAAGGAGCUGUUUGAGCCGUACGGAGCCGUUUACCAGAUCAAUAUACUGAGGGACCGCAGCCAAAACCCUCCACAGAGUAAAGGGUGCUGUUUUGUCACGUUUUACACACGGAAAGCUGCCCUAGAGGCCCAGAAUGCACUGCACAACAUAAAGACCUUAACUGGGAUGCACCAUCCCAUUCAGAUGAAGCCUGCAGAUAGCGAGAAAUCUAAUGCGGUGGAGGACAGGAAGUUGUUUAUUGGGAUGGUGUCGAAGAAGUGUAACGAGAACGAUAUCCGGGUUAUGUUUUCCGCUUUCGGCCAGAUUGAGGAGUGUCGCAUCCUGAGAGGACCAGACGGACUCAGCCGAGGGUGUGCGUUUGUCACGUUUUCUACCAGGGCAAUGGCACAGAAUGCAAUCAAAGCCAUGCAUCAGUCUCAGACCAUGGAGGGCUGUUCCUCCCCCAUGGUGGUGAAGUUUGCUGACACUCAGAAGGAUAAAGAGCAGCGAAGGCUGCAGCAGCAGUUGGCUCAGCAGAUGCAGCAGCUCAACAGCGCCUCCGCUUGGGGGAGCCUGACCGGCCUGACCGGCUUAACCCCGCAGUAUCUGGCAGUAAGAGGCCACACCCACGCAACCACGGCCACCAGCAGCGCAGCCAACGCCGCCGCCGCAUUGCUACAGCAGGCGACCUCCUCCAGUAACCUGGGAGCAUUCAGUGGCAUCCAGCAGAUGGCAGGUAUGAAUGCUCUGCAGUUACAGAAUCUGGCCACUCUAGCAGCAGCUGCAGCUGCAGCGCAAAGCUCUGCCAGCCCUUCCACCGCUAGCGCCCUGACCUCCAGCACAGGGUCCCUGGGAGCCCUGGCCAGCCCAGCAGCAGGUUCCACUGCAAACUCCAGUGCAGGAGCUAUGAGUUCUCUGGGUUCUUUGGGAACUCUGCAGGGGCUGGCUGGGGCCACUGUCGGGCUCAACAACAUUAAUGCACUAGCAGGUAGCGUCAACAUUGCUCACAUGCUCUCAGGUAUGGCUGCCCUGAACGGAGGUUUGGGCAGCACUGCGCUCAGUAACGGCUCGGCUGGGCCCAUGGACGCUCUCACCCAGGCUUACUCAGGGAUCCAGCAGUAUGCAGCAGCAGCCCUGCCAACCCUAUACAGCCAGUCUCUACUGCAGCAGCAGAGUGCCGCCGGCAGCCAGAAAGAGGGACCAGAAGGGGCCAACCUAUUCAUCUACCACCUGCCGCAGGAGUUCGGGGACCAGGACAUUCUGCAGAUGUUCAUGCCUUUUGGAAACGUAGUGUCCGCCAAAGUCUUUAUCGACAAACAGACCAAUCUGAGCAAGUGCUUCGGUUUCGUCAGUUAUGACAAUCCUGUGUCCGCGCAGGCCGCCAUCCAGGCGAUGAACGGUUUUCAGAUUGGAAUGAAGCGCCUGAAGGUGCAAUUGAAGCGCUCCAAGAACGACAGCAAGCCCUACUGAUCUUAGCUCUAGGGCCAGUCCUCUCUCUCUUUACACUGCUAGGGUAAGUCCCCACCGCUGCCACGGUACCACACUGGGACCCCGGGAGGGAAGGGGGGAUCACGAGGGGAGUUUCACCCUUAUACCACUAGAGGGAGCUGCUUUCCCUAAACGUUCUUUUUAAAGCUUUUUUGAUGACAGUAUUAUUAUUAUUAUUAUUAUUAUUAUUAUUAUUAUUAUUAUUAUUUCGUUUCUAUUUUUCACAUGAACGCUUCCAUUUUUGCCAUUAUUUUGUAUGACUUGCGAUGAAUGAAUUGCUACUAUUGCUAGUUUUUGUUUUAUUAUUAUUAUUAUUACUAUUAUUAUUCUUUUGAGUUGUGUAAAUUAUUUAAUUUGUUUUGUUUUGUUUUUUUAAAGUAAAUAUUUAUAUGAUGCCUAUUUCGUUUCAUGAUGACGACAACAACAGCAGAAAGGAAAGAUCUCUAAACUACGAUUAGUUUCUCUUUGUGAACUUGAGGCUUGUGAGAACGCGUAGGAAUGGGUCAGACCUGAGCAAAAGCACCAAUAUGCACGUUAAACCUUUUUUUUUUGCCCUUUGACCUCUGGUGUCGGCUGCGGGCUCCGCUGCUUCUUUGACCCCUCGGCCCACCGGCACCAGAGACAAAAGGGUUAAACCCGCUGUGGCCUCUCUGUAGUCGAACGGCAACAAACUGCCAAAACAGACUCUCCACCAACACCUGCCAUUAAACAUUAUAACUCCUUUCUUUUAGGUUUUUUUUUUAUUAUUAUUAUUUUUGUCAGACGGGACUUUUAAUUUAGCAAAAAUUAGUACCUUAGUUUAAACUUUUAUGGGUCCGAGCGUUGCGGUUUUUGUCACACAGAGCAUUUUUUGUGUAGAGCAUUUAAAAAAAGAUUUUGAUCUGUUGAAGGCUUAAAAAAAAAGAAACUAACAAAGCGUUCUAAGUUUCGGGGUGGGUGGGGUUAAAACUGAAAAUACUUGAUGUUUAUUGAAAGAAAAAAAAAAUUAAAGUACAGAAAGCCACAGGCCUGUAAAUUUUAUUUGUAAAAAAAGCAGUUCUAUUUUUAUACAGAAUUUCUACUGCCUCUGAAGUAAAAGACUUUAUUUAUUAUGGUUAAGUUAUUGGGUUCCUAAAGACGUGCUCUCACUAUUUGGAGCCUUGUUCAGUCUUCUGAACCCACACAACCUGUUGUGUGAAGAGAACACAGAAUCACCCCCUCUUCCCCUUUUUCCUCAUCUCUCUUACCAUUUCCUUACCUUUUCUUUAUCUAUCUAUCUCUCUCUCACUCUUUAUCUCUCUCUCCCCCUCACAACUCCUUUCUUCCAUCUGUCACGUUACAUUUCUGUCUUAUAGGGCUGCAUGACAGUAAAAAAGUGACAGUGUUUUUUCUGGUUAUUAAUCACAGAAUUAAAAAUGACUUGUUUGUAAACGUGUAGUCUCAUCACAGCCUACAGAAAUGCCUUACUGUCCGUUAGGUGGGCUGAACUUCUGUCGUUAGUCCUUAAUAAGAACAGCUGGAACCUGGUGUGAUGGUAAAGUGCACAGUGGUUAAACAUGGUGGUGGUAGUGCACUAAAGAAUACUGACUAAUCUAACUGAAAAUACAGCAUAAACACCACUGCCUUUUUAUAUUCAACCAAUUGCAGAGUCCAAAAUUGAGAAUUGUGGAGCCCUACAUCUUACCUUUCUUCUUUUAUCUCUCUUUCUUUUUCUCUCUUAUUCCUUCCUUUACUCCUUCACUCUGUCCCUCCUCAUGAGUAGUGGCACUUCAUAUGUGCGAUCUCUUUCUUGCUCCGUCUCCUUAUGUUUCAUUUAGCUUCGUCUGGUGUUUUGUUUUGUUUCGUUUCGUUUUUUGUGCGUUCCAAAAAAUUCGGAUAUUUAUUCCCCACCCCCCAAAGUCACAAUCCAUCUAGCUGUCUCAAACAAGGGACGAGAAACUGAUGGAUACUUUUGGGUGCUAUGUGCGUGUGUGUGUGUGUGUGUGUGUGUGUGUGUGUAUGUGUGUGUGUGUGUGUGUGUGAGUGAGAGACUGUUUCAUUUCUGUAUAUGUUUACUCAUUUGAAAUAUGUGUUAAAACAUUUAUUUAAAAAGUGAAAAAUAAUAAUAAAAAAAAAUCCUCUAUUUAGAAUGGUUCUGUUGGUGCACAGCUGGUCAGUAGCGCUGUUGUUGUUGUCGUCGUUUUUGUUGUUGUCAUUGACGUUAUUGUUGUUUGUUCGUUUGUUGUUCUCAUGGGUUUAAUGCUGUAGUUGUGUGCCAGAGCUGUGUGUGUAACUCUCCUCUCCCGUUUUCUUCCCUAGAACUCAUCUCCAUGACUCUUUGCUCAUCGUUUGCCUAGCAUGUCUACGUGGCGUUCAAAAAAAAAAAAAAAAAGUCUCAUCGUCUCGUCAUUGUUUCCGAUGUCUUUCUGAGUUCUCCUGAUCAUAACCUGGUCUCCUCCUACUGAUCUCUCAACUUUUGAUCUUAGCUUGAUCUCUUUUUUUGGGAUUUUUUGUUUGUUUGUUUCUGCAUGUGACCUCAUUUUGAGCUUAUAUUUGGUUUGUUUUUGUUGUUUUAUUUUUUCUUUUUUUUUUCCUUUUUUUGUUCUUGGAAUAACGGGUGGGGGAGGGAUGGGGGAAAAAGAAGGAAAAAUGUGAAAAAGCUGCAUUCACUCACACAAAUAGGUAGAGUAUAUUUAAUACCAUAACCAGAAGCAUUGUUUUAAGAAAUAAAAAAAUAAUAAUAAAUAAAUACAUUUAAAAAACCUGUGGCAAAAUGAAAAUUAUUUUCGUUUCUGUUUGUUAGCUCAAUAUUUUUGUCCUCUUAUUUUUAGACUUUAUUUUUUUCUUUCUUUCUUUUAUUCAUUUAAAAUAAACUUGAAAGUACAAUACAGGGAUUGGCUUUGGGACUUACUGUUGGCGCAUCUCGCAAAAAUAUGAGGCCAACAGUAAGAGCAUCAUGCCGGUUUCUAUGAGAAAUAGACUACUUCCACGCAGUUUUAAUAAAAAACUGUCCGAUUGAUAUUAGAGUCUCUCAGAGCUCGCUUGUGGUUUUUACAUUUUUCAGGCAGUGUAAAGUUUUUUGAUAAGGCCAUUUUAAGUGGCUUGGUUUCUCAUUAAAGUCUAUAUAAAACCACUUUUUUCUAGAGUAGUAAAGGUAUAAAAAAAACAAUAAAAAAGAGUGCCCUGUUUGGGGGAAAUGCUACCUACAUGUCACACCUUUUGCUGAACUGACCUACAGUUAGACAAUCCGUGGUAUAAAUGCACAUGAAAUGACCUAUAUUUUAUACUGUUUAAAUGUAUAGAGGAAAAAAAAGAGUUUGUGUGACCCGCGUUUCCGUCGGUGCUUUUCGUGGAUUAAGUCGUGGUUUCAUCACAAGUCUAAUAGUCUUAUUUGUCUCAUGUUUUUAAAGAGAAGACUAAAAUCAGUUUACUUGAACAUAGACAAAGCCUAUCAUAGUACUAUUGCUAUUACAGUAUAAUUGUUUUUCUUUUUUCUUUUCUUUUCUUUUAUGUUUUUUGUUUCUUUUUUAAGAGUCCCUAUUCGCUAAAAUUUCUUGUUGGGUAAUUAGCUAUAUAAACAUUUAACGAGUUAAAAUGUCAGCUUGUGAAGCAUCAAUGUCAUUAUUAUUAUUAUUAUUUUUAUUUCUAUUGUGGGAAACAAUAUUUAGAUGUGUUAUGUUGUUCGGCAAAAUGUGAUUUUUUUUUUCUUAUAAAGAAAAAAAACAAGAUGAGUGGAAUUUAGUGCCAAAUUCUGACGGUACAUCCUGCCUACAGCUUCAGUGUAUUACUUGUGAAAUUAUUUGAUAACAUGGGUAUUUUAUUACGUAAGUGUUUUGUAUGGAUCCCUCAUAUUUAAAGAUAUAGAUUUAAAAAAGGUUGUUAACUUGCUCUUCUGUGGUCUUGUUGCCUGAACUGUUCAUGUUUUUUGCUUUUUUUGUAAUGAUGUAAAAAGUGCCCAUGUGUCAUGCUCUCUCUCUCUCUCUCUCUAACUUUCUAUAUCUAUCUCUCUCUUAGACAAGCACACACACACAACAUUCUCUUUCACACAUACACUCGCACACAAACACACACAUACAAAACGACCACAUGCACGAGCACAUCCACACCCACAUGCACGCAUACACACACCUGUGCUAAAGGUUGACCUCGCAGCCCUCUUUUCUUUGACGGUGUGUGUAUGUGAGCCCCUGGGUACGAGUCUCAGCAGUGCACGUUCUUCACUCACAUACACUCACUCACACACACACAAACACAAACACACACUCAGAUUAAUGUCAAAGCACAAUUACAUAAAAAAGCUGCAGUGCCCCAAUAUUAUCUGCACACAUCUGAACUGCCAUCAUACUGAAUAUCACCCACAGGCAACUCAAGCUGAGUAACAGAUUUAUAGAUUAAAUGAAGAUGAUUGGUUAAAGACUUGAGGAUUAGUUGGCUGAUUGAUUGACUGACAGAUUCAGUUUGGCUGACUGAAAUAUUGUACAUGUAAAAAAAUCAUUACACUCACUAAACAUACUAUUUUGAUAUCAUCCGCAAUAUUAGCUUUCUUUAUAUCAUACACACAUAAACAUACACACACACUGAGCUCAAGGUAUGUGGUAAAACGUGUUUGUCGUUGGUCUUAAAAUGAAAAAAAAAUCGCCUCAGUUCCUUUUCUCUGCUUUUCGCUGCCUCUCUGCUUCUUCAGGACAAACUAUUCCAAGGUCUUAGGAAAAAGAAAAACACCCUGACGCCAAAGGAGAACAGGACUGUCCAUAGUAAUAUUUCCAACAGCACUUUGUCGAAACGUUUACACGUGUUGUAAAUGACCCGUAUGAAGCUUGUUUACAAGUGUAGUUUACAGCCAGCCCCCCUAAAAACCCUGUUUACUUCACUCUGAAGCACUAUUUUCUACCCAAAAUCUGCCGUUGCCUUAACACAGACGCUCAGUAUUAGUGGGGUGGAAUAGGCUGCUGCCUGUAUACAAAGAGUGCCAAGGUUAUGUGUGUGUGAGUGUAUGUGUGUGUGUUGUGAAUGCAUGUUUUGACCCAAUACUUGUUCAAAUAAAUGGUUAUUACCUUGACACCAAACCUAAAUGCUCUGAAAUGUUAGGAACGCAAUAAGAGGACAGCCCGAGUUCAAGUAGUGAGGUUCAGAUUGUAUGGCUUUAUCUUCAUCUGCCAAAUUCUCCCCAAUAAACAUGAAAUAUACUGUAUAUAACCGAACAGCCGUAACAUUAAUAUCUUUUGUGCUGUCGAAACAGCUCUGACAGAUUAAAGAAAAAAAUUGUAUACUUUUACAAGACCUCUGAAGGUGUUCUGUGGUGUCUGGUACCAAGGCUUAUUUUAAAGCUGAUUCUUUGUUGAACAGCUCUAAGCUCAGCCUGGCAUGGAACACGGAUUUCGUAGCACAGAUAGCUAACCAUCCUAUGCUCACCUACUAGCUAUUAGUAUGAGAUGCAUCCAACAUAUUUAUUAGGAUUUACUAUAACCUUUCUGGUCCGGAUUUGGCAUGACAGAAAGUGAUAAAAAUACACCAUAACAGCCCAAUGGAGAGAUAUACUUGCUGUUAAUUAUGUGUUUGGUUACAUGUGUUUGGUUACAUUAAAUGUGUGCAUCUUCAGAAAUUAACAUGUUGCAAGUUAAUCAGUUUUCAUCAAACUGAUGGAAAGUUUUAAGGAGCAGCUGUAUGAUGUGUCUUUUCUGCUGCUCAGCAAUUCAGAACAGCUGGUGAGAGAUCAGCAUCAUUUAAAAAGUCGAUGUGGAAACGUGUAAAUUAAAAUGGAAACUAAUCCAACAGUUAUCAGACACAUCAGCUGCCCUCUAGUGAAAGCCUCCAGUAACACGCUUUUCACUGAGACAAGUAUGAGAAAAAAUACGUGCAGCCGGACAUCUAUGUCAGCGCAUAGCCAAACAACAAGUAAACAUCUCUAUCCUUUGUAAUCAUUUGGUCUUACAAUUAAGGGAUCAAUUGAAAAUAAACUCUGACUGUACUGUCUGUCAUUUUAAAGCAUACCCGGAACACCCACAAGAUGUGCCUGCUGUUCUAACCCAGCCAUCUAGACAGCAAAAUGAAUUUGGUUCUUGUUUCGUAUUCUUGCACUUCUACAACACAUCAACUUCAAGGACUGUUUACUUGCUGUCUAAUAUACCCCAGAUCUUGACAGGGCACCACAGGAACCAGAUCAUCAGCGUUAUUCACUUAACCUGUCUGUGAUUUUAAUGUUAUGGCUGAUCAGUGUAUUACCUGUAUUACAUGUAUGGGUUAAAUCAGAGUGUGUUGGGGACCGCUGGGUUAGAUUACUUGCACAAGUAUGAAAGCACAUACAGACAAACACACACACACAAACGCACACACAGACACAUGCAUACACAUGGUAUUAGCACAAUUAUAGUAUGCAGUAUUACACCAAACUCAGACUAUUGACAGCUCUUCCAACCCAUAAGAUAAGAUGUCAACGAAAUGAUCAUUUUGAUAACAGAUAGAUGUUCAUGAACAGACAGUAUUAGGAAUAUUGCGCUGUUGGAGCAAACACAUGGGUUUAACCCCCAAAUGUGCUCACUGCCUCAGUGUUCAAAUGGGCUACUGUUUGCGUAAGUGUUGCAGUGUGUGUGUAGGAGUGUGUUUGUGUGUGUGCAUGCAUGUUGUUUUUAAUGAUACUUUGUCUACUAGUCUGCUUCGCCAGUAUCAAAACAAACAGGGUAAGAUUCCAUUACCACACUCUUAAACACACACACACAACCACACACACACACACAUUCAUACACACAUCUGUCAGAUGUUUAGUAAAGCACAAAUUCACAGGGGUCUUUGCAGAAGUGCUUGCUGAGGCUCUUUACUCAGGGGUUUUCUUCACCACACACAUCUUCUCUUAAAUCUGUUUGUUCUUUCUGUUUUAUAAUUUUUUUUCUUUCUUUCUCUUAAGUGCUAUUUAACAACAGUGUAUUUUAACUGAAAAAAGUGUAGUUUCUUUGCAUUUUGGCUUAUUAUGUCAAGUUUUUUGGAGAAAAAAACAAAUGUAUGUGUGUUGAUCUGAUGUGCCGUAUAAAAAAGCUUGUUGUCUGUAGAUUAAUAUCAUUUUGUUUGAUUCUAAAAGGAUUUAAAUAGUUUUAAGUAUUGUCUUGAGAAAAGCCAAAGUCAAUGCAUUUCAGUGGAUUCUGUAAGCGUGGUACAUGUUUGUUUGACAACACUUUGGAAUCUGUCAUUGGAUGGGAUUUAAAAAGUACAAAAAAGCAGGCUUUCCUAUUUCUAAAACUGAUUGUACUUAUGCCUUUUGUACCAGUGCAACUUUUUAUACUGGCAAUUAAAGAAAAAAAGAAAAAAAAAACUUAUUUGAGAGUCUGUCUGGCCCAAACCAGGGGUCAGCCAGCGGCUGGUUCCCGAGUUUGAUUUCUAGUUGGCAUCUGGAACGGUUAAGUUUUAAUAUAAAGAUUUUCUAGGAGAACUUUGGCUUGGUAUCUUUGACCUUGGACCUCUUCUUCUUCUUGUUCUUCUUCUUCUUCACUGCAGCGUUUUUUAAUUUCCUUUCUCUUGUUUUGUUCUGCUUUUUUGGAAAGAGGGUCGGGAGUUUUCCUUUUGGCUUAUAAAUAUACUUAAAAGCAGUUUGUCUUUUCAAACAGUCUUUACGACAGCGGUAAGUUUCAUUUCGUUCAGUAUUGUGCAGUCUCCAUGAUAAGACGAUUAGAAGAUUUAGAAGUAUUUAGUCACCUUCAGUGGAUAAAUGUAUUAGUUUGACAAAGAGAUAAAACAGUAAUUUGAGGACUUUUUGCUUUUAGCUGUUUAGAUUUUUCUGGUUUCUCUGUCCUUCGCUGUUAACCUAACUGUGUAGCUGAAGCAGUCGGACUUAUUUUUGUAAAUGUACGUUCUUGUGUGAUGCAGUUUUUUGCUUCUGUCUCCGAUAUUAAAUCAUUUUUCCUAA
Astyanax mexicanus (Mexican tetra) is the source of this 9753-nucleotide messenger RNA. RefSeq names its product cugbp, Elav-like family member 2 (gene celf2). Lineage: Eukaryota; Metazoa; Chordata; Actinopteri; Characiformes; Acestrorhamphidae. The record is from RefSeq and is a predicted model, not a curated record. The coding region runs from base 201 to 1883 and encodes 560 amino acids. Gene Ontology annotation, cellular component: ribonucleoprotein complex; cytoplasm; nucleus. Gene Ontology annotation, molecular function: mRNA 3'-UTR binding. The transcript has 13 exons. Gene Ontology annotation, biological process: mRNA splice site recognition; regulation of alternative mRNA splicing, via spliceosome.